AUGGAAUUUAAAGAUAAAAUAAUAGAAAAAUUACAAAACGAGUUGGACGAAUGCAUAAAGUAUCGUCGUAGAACUGGUCAAAGAAAUUUGGAAUUGGUCAGUGCUACAUUAGUCGCAUUUAAAAAUGAAAUUGAAGAUAUACAUCACCAAUAUCAGGCUGAAAUAGAAUUAGCACUACCUGUAGAUUUGGCAGAACUAGAGGUCAGGACAAACGAGAACGAUACUUAUUGGAAGAUGCUAAAAUAUGAUAGUAAAGUGGUACAACUUGAGAUAGACAAGUGGAAAUCUGACAUAAAAAAAAAACACAUUGAAAAUAUGGACAUCGAACAUGGAAGGUUCGAAUCAAUUAUGAAUAAAUUUUGUUGGAAAGACUACAUAACGCAUUAUAUGAAUAUGAAGGAUGAAUAUUUUUCUACUUUGGAUGAUUAUGCGAAAAAAACUCAAAAUACAGCAACAGAAUACUCGAAGUUCAAAUCAACAAACGAACAAUUAUUAAUUACAACAAAAAAAUUGAAAAUUCGAAUUAAAGAUUUAUUAAAUAAAAUAAGUACAUUGGAAAAAGAAAUGGGCAAACCUAAAUUAUUCAAGGAAUUAAAUAUAUUAAUACAAAAAAGAGAUGAAGUUCAAGAGGGUUUGAAACAAUUCCGAAAUAAGGUUGCAAAUAAUUCUAAACUCGGCCACAGACUAAAGUCACUUCUUUGCCAAUCUACCAAACAAUUAAAUACAAUUUUAAACAAUAAAUUGAAGAGGCGUGAAGAUAUAAUGAAAUGUAUCCACCUAUAUCAAGAAUUGGAAACACCCGAAGACAAAGCUAAUAAAAUUCCAAUAUUUGAUACACAUGAAAAUAUUGAAGAGCCUGAUCAUCAAUCAACAAAACAAGGGAUAUUGUAUAAUAUUCAAUGCCGUGUAUCAUCUGUAAAGAUCGAAUGUAAAAUGUUAGAUUUGGAGAACGAAAAAUUACAACAUGAAAAUAACGUAUUAAAAGAAAAAAUAUGUGACUUUGUGAAUCAAUUAGAAAUGAAAAACCCUAAUAAAUAA
This is a messenger RNA of Macrosiphum euphorbiae (potato aphid), 1038 nucleotides long. Lineage: Eukaryota; Metazoa; Arthropoda; Insecta; Hemiptera; Aphididae. The record is from the annotation of a GenBank genome assembly.